Messenger RNA from Asterias rubens (European starfish), 1200 nucleotides. RefSeq names its product dentin sialophosphoprotein-like. The transcript has 3 exons. The record is from RefSeq and is a predicted model, not a curated record. The coding region runs from base 392 to 1042 and encodes 216 amino acids. NCBI's taxonomy places the organism in Eukaryota, Metazoa, Echinodermata, Asteroidea, Forcipulatida, Asteriidae.
CAUAGAGAACUCAGCCAGCGUCGCCAGACCUAGUACUAAGACAGUUAAAUGCCAAAGAAAGUCCAACCAGUACCAGACUAAGUGCCAAGAACAUUCCGUCCAAGAGUAAAAACUCAGGAAAUCAACGACAUUUACAAAAAGCGUUGCAGAAAGAGUGAAGAGGCAGACGAAAUCCAGCAACACGAGGAAAGAUGAUUCGGGAGAAGAAAGUGAAGACCAAGACGAGAACAGUGAAGAAGAGGAGGAGGAGGAGGAAGAAGAAAAUGAGGAGGAUGAGGGGAAGGAAACAGACGUGGAGCAAGAAAAGAAAGAUGAAGAUGAUGAAGAUGAUGAAGAAAAUGAAGAAGAAGAAGAAGAAGAAAUUAAACCAUUAAGACCAAAACGAAACGGGAUGAGAAGAAACGUUGCUACAAGAAAUUCUGGUUCUAACUGGAGCAACGGUCACAUGAAGCGGUACUCCAAAAGAAAUCAACCAGUAGUAAGCGACAACGAAGAAGAUGAAAAUGAGGAGGAAGAGGGUUCGGACAGCGAAAAUGGCAGCGAGAAGAACUCCGACUCGAGCAACGAUUCGUUCUCAGCCACCGAAGACGUCUCAACCUCAGACAAUAGCUCCGAUGAGAAGUCGAGGGAUAGUGACACGGACAAUAACAUGUCAGACGAUGCGCGUAACCAUCGAACGCGGUCUGACCGAUCAAGAGCGAGGUCCACAUCAAAGCGGAAGAACAGGAGGAGUACAACAAGUCCGGAGGCGAUAAGUCGAAGAUCUAACCGAGUAAACACGAGAACGAGAGGACGCUUCAACUCCAGUGAUUCUGAAACGGAGACUGUCGCGGUGACGAGCUCGAGCCGCAAGCCUAAGACUCGUAAUCAGGGAAAGCAGACUGUGAUUUAUAGGGACCUGGACGAGGAGAGCGAGAAUCAGUCGUACGACAGCGAGGAGGUCUCAGACGAUGCGGAGGAGGAUGUCGCGAAGACGGUGUCCAGUCGAGGGAGAGUGCGACGGUUGACUCAACGAGCGAGAUUAAGCAUUAUGGGAGAAUAGAUCUUCAAUCCACACCAAAACAGAACGCUUUGAUAAUAACCGUCACCCUCUGCGUCACUUCUCACUCCUUCCCGCCCUCACUCAAAUGCAGGCCUGUAUGCUUCGCUUUUGAAAGGGCACCAAGGCAUUUUCACCUUGGUAAAGGGCGCCCUUUGAGG